Molecule: messenger RNA, 1717 nt
Organism: Anthonomus grandis grandis
Lineage: Eukaryota; Metazoa; Arthropoda; Insecta; Coleoptera; Curculionidae
Exons: 2
Coding region: 172-1425 (417 amino acids)
Source: RefSeq, a predicted model, not a curated record
GGGACACACAUAUCCGGACCGUGCCAGGACCGAGACACGGCCGGGUGGCGCUCGUCCCUCGGUACGUUUGUCUUCAAGCCACACUCUUCCGGGUCUCGCCAGUGUUCCGUUCGUUUCCAUUGCUGUGACAUUGAAAUAUCUGUCGUCUUAUUUUUUUUUUUAAUAGUUAAAAUGUUUAGUAGUUUUCGAAAUAGUGACUUGGGCAUGAUAGCCCUUGCUUUAGAGGAGGAAGAGAAUGAAACAAGAAUGAGAAAGCCAAGUAACAGAAAUAUAUGGGUUCACAGUGCAUGGAAGACAAGAUCUCUACAAGGGGAGUUUCGAACGCUAUUCCCUCUUCUCAUCGAUGAUGAGACAAAAUUUUACGAGUAUUUCAGGAUGACACAGUUUACAUUCCAUCAACUACUAAACAAACUUGAAGCAGAAUUGAAAAAAAAUGAAACUUUUUGGAGACCAUCAAUUUCUCCCACUCAAGGCCUGGCUGUAUUUUUAAGAUUCCUUGCUACAGGAGAUUCUUUCAAAACCAUUUCCUUUAGCUACAGGCUGGGAAAAUCAACAGUUGCAUCCAUUAUCCAUGACACCUCUAAAGCAAUAAUCAAUGUUUUGUUAGAUGAGGUUAUGCCUGUACCGAAAGAAAAUGAAUGGAAUGCUAUAGCGGAAGAAUUUUGGAGAAAAUGGCAGUUUCCAAAUUGCAUCGGGGCCAUAGAUGGGAAGCAUGUUGUAAUACAAGCUCCAAAAAACUCAGGAAGUCUUUAUUGGAAUUACAAGAAGACAUAUUCUAUUGUGCUGCUGGCCCUUGUUGAUCCGUGCUACAACUUUAUUGCAGUAGAUCUGGGAGCAUAUGGGAAAAACUCAGAUGGAGGUAUUUUGGCAAACUCAAAUCUUGGAAAGUCAUUAGAAAAUAACAAACUUAAUGUACCAAAAAUUAAAGCAUUACCUAACACUAAUAUUGAACUUCCAAUGGUAAUUGUUGGCGAUGAAGCUUUUCCUCUGAAAAGAUAUUUAAUGAGACCUUAUCCAGGAAGGGGCUUGACAAAUGACAAAGCUAUUUUUAAUUAUCGUUUGAGUCGGGCAAGAAGAAUAUCGGAAAAUGCUUUUGGUAUCCUGCAACAGAAAUUUAGAAUAUUUAAUAGAACCCUCCAAGGAGAUCCUGGAAAUCUAACAAACAUCGUUAUGACUGCAUGUAUUUUGUACAACGUUUUGUGUGUUUUUAUUCGAAAAAUCGAAGGUUAUAAGGUUUCUGAACAGGUGUUGAACGAAAGUGAAGCAGAUAGAAAAUCUGACAGAUAUUCAAAUCUUCAAAACCUACCUCGGCUUCGUGGUAGAUCUACAGAUGCUGCAUUUGAUGUGCGAGAGCAACUGAAAACCUUUUUGAAUUCACCAGAAGGGAGUGUAGAAUGGCAAGAGGAGGUAGCGUUGAGACUUUAAUUACACAACCGUACUUUGUUUUUUUUUUUGUAAAAUUAAAAAUUAAGUAGUAUUAAGUAAAACUAGGAUAUCUACCUACUUAUAUAAUAAAAGUGAAUUGGCUAUAUUUUUUAAUAAUAUUUAACAUGCUUUCGAAAAAUGUAUUUGGUCAAGAAAUGCUCUUUCAUACAUAAACGCCAUACACCAACCAAUGUUUUCAAGAAUUACCCCCUUAAAUAUUAGCAUAUUAUUAAGAAACAUCCUGUAUAUUUUUGUCAUCUCAAAAGCAAUUUGUUUACCUACCUUUAACUUG